Messenger RNA from Leucoraja erinaceus (little skate), 6792 nucleotides. RefSeq names its product fatty acid-binding protein, liver-like. The transcript has 4 exons. The record is from RefSeq and is a predicted model, not a curated record. Gene Ontology annotation, cellular component: cytosol; nucleus. Gene Ontology annotation, biological process: fatty acid transport. The coding region runs from base 1663 to 2049 and encodes 128 amino acids. Gene Ontology annotation, molecular function: fatty acid binding. NCBI's taxonomy places the organism in Eukaryota, Metazoa, Chordata, Chondrichthyes, Rajiformes, Rajidae.
ACUCUACCGCUGCGCCACCAGGCCGCUCUUACCACCAUUGUAGAACAGAGAAACCCAGGGGUGCAGGUGCAUAGACCAUGGGAUUCAUUGCCACAGUCGGCUGUGGAGGCCAAGUCAAAAGAUUUUUUUAAAGUGGUGAUUGAUAUGUUCUUGAUUAGUGCGGGUGUCUGGGGUUACGGGGACAAGGCAGGAGAAUGGGGUUGAGAGGGAAAGAUAAACGAUUGAGUGGCGUAGUAGACAUGAUGGGCCGAAUGGUCUAAUUCUGCUCUGAGAACUUAUGAACAUAUGAAUGAAAGUGUUGAUUCAGGUGGAUAGGGCGGAGAGGAAGGCAUUUAGUAUUCUUACCCUCAUCAGCCGGGGUAUUGAGUACAAGAGUUAUGCUAUUGGAUGAAGUGUACCUGGACUUUCAGAAAGCAUUUGAUAAGGUCCCACAUAGGAGAUUAGUGGGCAAAAUUAGGGCACAUGGUAUUUGGGGUAGAGUGGUGACAUGGAUAGAAAAUUGGUUGGCAGACAGGAAACAAAGAGUAGGGAUUAACGGGUUCCUUUCAGAAUGGCAGGCAGUGACUAGUGGGGUGCCGCAAGGAUCGAUUCUGGGGACCGCAGCUAUUUACAAUAUACUUCAAUGAUUUAGAUGAAGGGAUUACAAGUAACAGUAGCAAAUUUGCAGAUGACACAAAGCUGGAUAGCUGUGUGAACUGUAAGGUGGAUGCUAUGAGAAUGCAGAGUGAUGCUGUUCAAGAGGUUGGUAAGGCUACAAUUGGAGUACUGUGUAAGUGUCCUGUUAUUUGAAGAAUAUCACUAAACUUGAAAUGGUACAAAAACAAUCUGAUAGAAAAAAUCUUUUAGAAGUGUACUAAAUCAUAGGAGGAAUAGAUCAGGUAAAUGUGUAGAGUCUCUUGUUCAGAGUAAGGGAAUCGAGAACCAGAGGACAUAGGUUUAAGAUGACGGUGGGGACAGAUUUAAUAGGAACCCGAGGGGUAACUUUCUCACAAAGGGUGGUGGGUGUAUGGACCAAGCUGCCGGAGGAGGAAGUUGAGGCAGGUAUUAUCAUUUAAGGAACAUUUAGACAGGUACAUGGGCACGUUAGAGUAAAGGGCCUGCCCCACUGUAUGAGGUAAUUCAAAAGUUCUCCCGAGUUUCCCCUGAUUCAAACUUGGAGAUUUACGGUUAUAGCCACUCGUAGGUACUCCGUCCUCUCCUGGACAUUUUUCAACAUGUUGAAAAAACAUCAUGAGCUUACCGCAUUUCCCGAGUACCUGCCGUUAACGUUACGAGCCGCUACGAGACGUCCCGAGCUUCGACGUACCUGCUACGUACAAUCUACGUACUUACCACGAGUUCGAUUUUUUUUUAAACUCGGGAGAGCUCUUGGGUAAACUUGUAUAGUGGGACAGGCCCUUUAGAGGGAUAUGGGCCAAACGCGGGCAGGUGGGACUACUGUAGAUGGGACAUGUUGGCCGGUGUGGGCAGGUUGAGCCGAAGGGCCUGUUUCCACACUGUAUCACUCUAUCAGUGCUGACUCACUUGCCUAUUGUAUGGGUCAGUUAAUGAUUCAACAGCAUCAUAAGAUACCAUGUCCCUUAUCCUUCCACGGCAAAGGAAGGCAAGAGCCUGGGCCAGGACAACCUCUUCUGGAUCUGCUGGCCAGACGAACACUGCACAAUGGCGUUUAAUGGAAAAUACAAACUGCAGAGCCAGGAAAACUUUGUGCCUUUUAUGAAAGCUCAUGGUAUCCCUAAUGACCUGAUCGAGAAAGGGAGAUACGUCAAGAGUGUUACUGAAAUUGUCCAAACUGGAGACCACUUCAAGGCCACUGAAACCAAGGGCAGUGAAACGAUUGUUAAUGAGUUUACCAUUGGAGAGGAGAUGGAAGUCCCGGGUCCCACUGGGGAACAGAUUAAGGGUUUAGUCAACGCCGUGGGGAACAAGAAACUUCUUGCCAAGAUGCAAAACAUUACUGCGGUCAUAGAGAUAAUCGGAGACCAAUUGGUUAUUGUAAUGACCGUUGGGGACGUCGCUUUCAAGAGAAUCAGCAAGAGGGUUAGUUGAAGGAUGCAGAGGACCGUGAGCUACCCGCGGAAUAACAUUAAAAAUAAAACCUUAUGACAAUGGCUUUUUGUCUGACUCUUUGUGCAUAUCUUGCAUGGCAUAGUACGGAUCAUAAUCAAUGAUGGGCACAAAAUCUGGGGUAAGUAAUCGGGUCAGGCAGCAUCCCUGAAGGAAAAGGAUGGGCGACGUUUCCAGUCGGGGCUGCCUACUUCAGACUGCCAUCCGAGCGAGUCCAGGAGGACAGGAGAAGGUGUCAUCGCUGGAUGGUGAGAAUUCCUUCCCAUAGAAGAAAGCACGCAGGCGGGGCAACGGAAACCUGCACGUCUUUGGAGUGUGGGAGGAAAUCGAAGCACGGGGAGAAAACCCACUUAAAUGGAGGUUAGCAGCACAACUAUUUGUAUCACCCUCAAUGCCUAUGAGUAGAUUCCCAAUGGGUACCCAUGUAUGGCCCAAAAACAAAAUAGUGUCAAGGUGUAAAUCAUGCCAUUGCUUCUAUGGAUGCCCCAUAGAAAGCAUUUUAUCGGGCUGCAUGGUUUGGGAACAGCUCCAUCCAGGACUACAAUGAAUUGCGGAGAAUUGUGGACGCAGCCCAGACCAUCACACAAACCAAACCUCCCUACCUAGGACUCCAUCUCUUCCUCACGCUGCCUCGGCAAGGCCAGCAGCGUAAUCAAGGGCGAGUCGCCCCCUGGCCACUCCCUCGUCUCCCCUCUCCCAUCAGGUAAAAUAUAUAGAAGUGUGAAAACGCACACCUCCAGAUUCAGGGACAGUUUCUUCCCAGCUGUUAUCAGGCAACUGAACCAUCCAAUCAACAAGUAGAGAACAGUACUGAGCUACGAUCUACCUCAUUGGAGGCCUUCCGAAUAUCUUCAAUCAGACUUUACUGGCUUUAUCUUGCACUAAACAUUAUUCAAGUUAUUCCCUUUAUCAGGUAUCUGCACACUGUGGAUGGCUCGAUUGUAAUCUUGUAUAGUCUUUCUGCUGACUGGUCAGCAUGCAACAAAGGCUUUUCACUGUAGCUCAGUACAUGUGGCAAUAAACUAAACUCAACUCAAUUCAUAUCAACUUGCUGAAAAUCUGGUAUGUGGCAGCAUGAUGGUGCAGUUAGUAGAUCCAUUAUUCCACUAGUGCCAAAGACCCAGAUUGAACCCUGAUAUCCCAUGUUAUACAUGUGGAGCUUGCAGGUUCUUCCAGUGGGUUUCUUCUGGGUGCUCUGGUUUCCUCCCACAUUGUAAAGAGGGGCAGGUUCACAAGUUAACGUUCAGAAGUUAUAGGAGUAGAAUUAGGCUAUUCGGCCCAUCGAGUCCACUCCGCCAUUCAAUCAUGGCUGAUCUCUGCCACCUAAUCCCAUUUUCCUGCCUUCUCCCCAUAACCGUUCUAAUUAAGAAUACGUCUAUCUCUGCCUUAAAAAGUAACCACUUCUCUUGGCCUCCACAGCCCUCUGUGGCAAUGAGUUCUACGGAUUAACUACCCUCUGACUAAAGAAGGUUGGUGGGUGAAUUUCUCCAGUGUGUAGGUGAGUGAUAGAAUCAGGGGGAAUAGAUGAUGGGAAUGUGCCGAGAUUAAAAAAUGGGAUGAAAAUGUUUGGGUUAUUGUAAGUGAGUCGUUGAUUGUCGACAUAGACUCAAUGGGCCAAAGGGCCUGUUUAUGUCCUGAGUAACUCUCUCACACGUUGACUCAAUGAACAUAGAACAUAGAACCACACUGCACAGGAACAGGCCCUUCGGUCCACAAUGUCUAUGCUGAACAUGAUGCCAAUAAAUAAACUAAUUUUGAUCGUUAUUCCUCCAUUCCCUGCUUAUUCACGUGCCUAUCUAACAUCCACUUAAUCACUGCUGUUGCAUCUAUCGCCACUACCACCCAUGUCAAUAUGUUCCAGGCAUCCACCAUCCUCAUUGAUUCAUAGUCAUAGAGUGAUACAGUGUGGAAACAGGCCCAUCAGCCCAACUGGCUCACACCGGCCAACAUGUCCCAGCUACACCAGUCCUACCUGUGCCCGCCUUUGGUCCAUAUUCCUCCAAACCUGUCCUAUCCAUGUACCUGUCUAACUGUUUCUUAAAUGUUAGGAUUCUCUAUGUAAAAAACAUCCCAUCUUCCCACCAACCAUCAGGCUCUUGAACACAACACAACACUCACCUGAGCAACGAUGAUCUUCUACGGACUACAGAUCUCGGUUUUUGGAUUGCCAUGGAAACCUAGUGUCACGGAGAACAAGUGCUAGAAUAAAGGCGACUUUUAUAUACAGAGGGCGGUGGGUACAUGGAACGAGCUGUUGUAGGAAGUGGUAGUAUCAAUACGUUCCUAAAGCAUACCCCCCUAGUCUAGUUCAGUAAAACCACUGACUCAAGCACUGGACCAACUAAUCUUUAUUUAAGAACACAAAUUCCCCUAUACUAUACCUAAACCACCGCAGGUUCGAUCCUUGUCUUUGCCUGGCCAAGCCCUUCAGCCUUGUGCAAGCAGACACUGCCCACACGGUCACGUUGUCCUUAAGCGCCUUCCAGGAGAUCGACACCGAUAUAAAUGGGGCUGCCUUUUAUAGGUCCACAAACCUUGAGGGACGAAACUACAUGGGGGUGGUUCCCCUUACAAUGCAAUCAUACAUAUCAAUUGCAUCAAUACAUUAUUGACAGUUCCCCAACCCAAUUACGGAGAGUCUUCAAUAAGACUUCAAACAAGAGGACAUGACUUCAAACAAGAGGACAUGACUCAAACAAGAGGACAUGACUUCUUAAUUGAGGGACAGAAGUUUAGGGGUAAUAUGAGGGGGAACUUCUUUACUCAGAGAGUGGUAGCGGUGUGGAAUGAGCUUCCAGUGGAAGUGGUGGAGGCAGGUUCAUUGGUAUCAUUUAAAAAUAAAUUGGAUAGGCAUAUGGAUGAGAAGGGAAUGGAGGGUUAUGGUAUGAGUGCAGGCAGGUGGGACUAAGGGGAAAAAAAAAAUUUGUUCAGCACAGACUUGUAGGGCCGAGAUGACCUGUUUCCGUGCUGUAAUUGUUAUAUGGUUAUAUGGUUAAUAAUGUUUCUUACAGAAGCUUCUGGAAGGAAGGUAGUCAACUGAAUAAUACAACAUUUACCCUGGAAAAGAAAACAAUUCUGCCUGGUCUUAACACUUUGGCCAAUCAACAAACAGCAGGGUAACUGUCUUGCAACAUUAUUUACAUUAUUUACAAUUCCUUUGCAGCAAUCCAAUCACAGCAAUGCAUUUAAGUUUCAUUGCAGAGUUUUAAUACAGUAGAGCUAAUAGGAGUUGAUGUUUCAAUCCCUGUAAUAAGUCGGUACUCUUGUUAUUUGCAGUGGGAUUGGAGUGGUGAAAGUAGGGGAGGUACGUCAUCGGGGCCAUCAGGUGGGCACCCUCCUUCUUUGACGUUUCAUUGAUAAGCCCACAACAUCUCCAGAGGGCUCAACGGUGAUACCUGGCAUCCCAGUUACACCCAGUUACACCCCCCUCAGUUCCAUACCCUCCUGUCUUCAUCUUGCAGCCCAAUUGUUAUCUCUCCUUUUGACCCAAAUCCAAUUGCUGCUUAUUUCUGCAGAAUUUGAUAAUGAUUUGAUUGCUUGUUGGAGGGAGCGACCCCUCACCCCCAUUUUCUUUAAUAGCCUGGUCAUAGAUGUGGCAACAAAUCCCCUGCAUCCCACUUCGACAGGGAAAAUCUUGGUCUUCCAGCCAUUCUGGGAAGUUUCAGUUGCCAUUUCAGAGUAUUUGGUCUUUUUCCUCUCAUAAGCUUCUUCAACACCAUCUUCCCGUGGAACUGUCAAUUCCACAAUGUACGCCAACUCGGCUGUUGUGGACUACAGGACCAUGUCUGGCCGGAGUGUUGUAGCCACAAUGUCUGGGGAAAACACAAGUCUUUUUUCUAAGUCCACUUCCAUUUUCCAAUCCCGAGCAGGCUGCAGAAUGCUUGCAUCUGUUUACAAAUGUUUGAAUACAUAUUAUCAAUUAGGGGGAAAUGAGGAGAACACCUGGAUCUUUCACCAUCCUGCAUAUCAAUCUGCGGCUCAGAGUGGCCAGCGCCAUCCACAGCCUAUAAUUUUCCACUGACAAAGGUUAAGCAAUUUUGACAAAUGCAAGGAAUCUACAUUUUAUAGUGUCUUUAAUUUGGUCAAUAUUAACAGUAGAUGUAGGUCCAAUUAUAAUGUUUUUAUAGUAGGUAACUUGGUUGGCAUGGAUUAGUUGGGCUAAGUAGCCUAUUUCAAUGCCAUGUAACUUGAUAAUUCAGGGAGACUCAAGGAGCUGAAUGCCCCACGCCUGCUCACAGUUGUGAUGUUCUUACUUCAUCCCCUCUGUAUUGAUUCCUAAUCUUUCAAUUCCCUUAUUUUCCAAAUCCACUGGAAUAUAGAAGGAUGAGAAGGUAUCUUAUAGAAACAGAGAAAAUUCGUCAAGGAUUGGACAGGCUAGAUGCAGGAAAAAUGUUCCCCAUGUUGCCCAGAACCAGGGGUCACAGUUUAAAAUAAGGGGUAAGGCAUUUAGGACUGAGAUGAGGAAAAACACCAUCACCCAGAGAGUUGUGAAUCUGUGGAAUUCUCCGCGUCACGGUGGCGCAGCGGUAGAGUUGCUGCCCUACAGCGAAUGCAGCGCCAGGGUUCGACCCUGACGACGGGCGCUGUCUGUACGGAGUUUGUACGUUCUCCCCGUGACCUGCGUGGGUUUUCUCCGAGAUCUUUGGUUUCCUCCCACACUCCAAAGACCUUCAGGUUUGUAGGUUAAUUGGCUUGGUAAAUAUAAAAAUUGUCCCUAGUGGGUGU